AUGAUCAGACUGACUGGAGUCUUUCAAUCUGCAGCCAUCUCCCCAAGAGAAAAGUCAAAACGGCUUGAUGUUGAAUUUGAUCUUUUUCGAACUAACUUGGUUCUAACUAAAGAAGAGUUUGCAAUCAGUUUAGAUCUAAGCGAUGAUUCUUGUCAACCUAAGACAUUUGCCACACCAUCUUCACCUCAAUUGUUGACAAUGUUCAAGGAAAUGGGGUACACAUUUGAAGAAAACACUGAACCAAACCUUUCAAGAAUUAGGAAAGCUUGCCUUCCCACACCAUGGCACUUUCUCAGUUCCGUCCUCACUAGGUGUGUUUUCGGAUCAGUUGGUGGACACAUUCGUGGUAAAACAGAUCUUUGGGUUUUCAUGUAUGGGCUUUUUGAUGGCAUCAAUGUUGACUACACGUCUAUUCUUUGGGAAGACUUUCUUACCUUUCUCUUUGCCUCAAAGAAUAAGUUCCUGAUUCAUCAUCCUCGCUGGUGGUCUAUCAUUAUUCAUGAUGUCAUCAAUAAUAGGAAUCUUAGACCAGAAGGGACUCCAGAAGGCCCACAGCCACAAUUCUUGCGUAUGACACCAUAUAGGAUUCAUAUUGCAUCUGAUUUUGAGUUUUCACAUCCAAUCAUUAUUCCAUAUACUAUCUUAGCAAAGCUGGAUGAAAACAACGCCUCUCUAUGCUCAUAUCAAAGAUACAUCCAGGGAACUACUUCGUCUCCUAAAAAUAAGAAUGUCUUAGAUAAGACCAGAUCUCCUCCUAAAUAUGGUACAACCUCUAACCCAUUCUCUUUCUUAGACUCCUCGUUUCAGGCUCCAUAUGAUUAUGACGAACCAUCCUCCCUAACUCCAGUUUCACCAGCAGGCUUUCAGUCGGUUCUAGAAAGUCCAAGCAAUCGUGUCUCCUUGGAUUAUGACUCACUUCACGACGAUGACCAAGAUGGUGAAAAGAAAUUUGAACUUGAAGAUCUCCCUAAAAGCUUUCCAGUACAAUAUAAUCAAGAUAAGGAUACUCCAAUGCAAAUGGUAGACAUAGCUUCCAGUGAAGGACUGAUAGUUGAUGAUGAACCACACGACAUGUCAAUUGUCCUAUACUCCAAACCAUCUACCAGGACAUUCAACAUUGAUCUUGAUGAUUACUCUCCCUCACCUCAAAAAGAGUCUCAAGAACAUGAUGAUACUCAAAAAGUUAAGUUCUAUUCUUAUCCACGUGAUCCUUCUCCAGAUGAUGGUACUCCAACAGAUACAAAUGAAGCAAAUACAUCUGAACCUGAGACUGAACGUAUUAGACUAACUGCUCAGAUGGUAGCUGACGGUAUUGCGGAAAUUCUCUUACAUAAAUCUUCUCACUGUGAUAUGCACAACUUUCAAGGGUAUCUUGAACGUAUGGCAGACAAUGUGUGUAUCCUUAAUGAGACAACAGAAGCACAUAUGAAAAAACUUCAGGUCACCAUUAAAGACUUUGAAGGAACAACUUCAUAUAUCAAGGGACAAUUUAUUCAUAACAUGCGGCGGAUCGAAACUAUAGAUCAUAAAAUUCACAACACUAUUGAAGAUAGUCUAUCUACGAUGCAUCAGAAGAUAGAAAACUUUAUUCAGUCCUUAUCCAGUCUAGAGUCUGUCUAUGAAUCCAAAUUAGAUCAUCUGCAGAAUCAUAUCACUUCUCAAGACCGGUACACUUCCAUUGUUGAGAAGUCCAUUGCAGAACUAUCUAAAGCUUCCACAUCAACAUCCACCCCUCCCAUUCAAGCAUUUAGUGAGAAAGUUCAACGCCAAUUGGAUUCAUUACAAUCUGACAUUGCAAAUCUCUCAAAAUCAAAUUCCCAGAAAGACAAUAACUUAGGUGAAUAUCCUCUCUUCAGAAAACUGUUCAGUUGCUAG
Molecule: messenger RNA, 1875 nt
Organism: Lactuca virosa
Lineage: Eukaryota; Viridiplantae; Streptophyta; Magnoliopsida; Asterales; Asteraceae
Source: the annotation of a GenBank genome assembly